AUGUCAGAAACACAGCGCCAUAUUCACAUUGAGCAGGAGGACAUACAAACAGCCACUGAUACUUACUUAUUUGACGAAGACAACAAUAUGGAAUACGAUGAGAGUCAGACCACAUCCCAGUUUGACACACCACAAUGUACGAUGGCUAGCAUAGUAUCAGGAGAGGCCUCCCAGAUGAACCUCAAAGAGUGCUUCAAUGAUGUCACAGGCCAGCCAUCAACUUGGACAACUCGGUUGGGCAAGAGGGGGACCUCCCGGAUGGACUUGGACAAUGUCACAGGCCAGCCCCCAACAGCUCCACUCGACAAGAGGGAAAAGCGAGUCACCAAUCCGGUACUACCUGACAAGUGUCGCAUCAAAGAAGUUGACUGCUCAGAGACAUUACGCACCACCAUGUACAGUCAAAAGCAACUGAUCAACAAUAUGAGAAUGGAGGUGGAAAAUCAACAAGUAGAACAUGUGUGCAACAUAAACGACAUGAAACAGCAACUAGCAAAGGCCCAUGAUGAAAUCAGAAGGACCCAUGUCCAGCAGCAGCAACUUGAAGAACAUAUUAAAGAAACUCGCGAAGCACUCGGCCAGGGUAAUCAUGAGGCAAUAAAGGCCACUAUGCAGAAAAUCCAAGAGGAUGCUCACGACUACUUGGCACAAGAAUGGGCAUGGCAAGAAGCAGAGUUGAAUGAAAAACUGAUCCAACACGAGGAAGAGUUGAAGAGAAAGACAAAUGAAGAGUCUCAAGAGCGUGAGAAUGCAACAUUUGCUGAGAUGGACCGGAGGUCACAGCAAGAAGUGCUCAAGUUGAAGGCAGAAAAAGAGAGCGAGCUGGCCAAGAUGGAAUGGAGAUUUUCCAGGGUUCACCUUGUAUCACUAGUAGCGGAGGUGGACGAAGAGGAAGUACCUCAAGAACACUCGUCCGAACAAGACGCACCACCACAUCUACAACACGACACACCUCCUGCUACCACGAUGGAAGACGCAAUUGCAAGAGGUGUAGAAGCCGCACUGAGAUGUGUUCUAAUUGACAAAGAAUUUCCAGUUAUCAAGAAGCACAGUCCCUGGCGGAGAAAGACGGAGGAAAAAGAACUCCAGCAAGAGAAGGUGGCCGAGAAAAGCUAUGAAAGAGACUUCUUUUUGGCAAGUCAAAAGGUGGUACGGAAGCUGCGACUUACAGUGAUGUAUAGAGCGAAGUGCGGUGUCUCUUCAAAGAUGUUUUCAACAUUUCUCAAGACACCGAUUUCAUACUCCAUCAGGCAGCUAGUCGUGAGGAUGUCUACUCAUAUGAAUAUGAAGACGGCCCAGGUCCCAAUUACAAAGAUCUCGCCUUUGAUCUCAAAUGUGGGUCCAAAAGCCCCUGGAACAAUAAAGUCAUUGGCUUGCUGCUUGAAGAAUUGCGGAGAAGGGGUGACCAAGAGAGCUGGCCAUUCCGAAGUGUGGACGGCUGCACAACCCAAGGUUACCACAAAGGGUGGAUUGGAGACUCUUGCAGAGGUGGAGCAGAGGCUGAUCUCUGAGAAAGACAAGACAUUGAAAGCGACUCGUCAAACAACGCGUCGGAAAAAUAAAUAUCUUCACAGAGUCAAGGUUCUUGACCAUCUCGUUAAGUACCAGACUGACGAGAAUGAGGAAAACCUCCCAGCCUGGCAGUGGCUUCAGCAACUAGUUGGGACGUUGGGAGAAGACGGCAUGAGUUCAGAGGAGAGCAAUGUGGAAAAUGAUAUUGAAACGGUUCUUCGUGUCAAGAACAUGACUUGGUGCCGUGCGAUCAAAUGGGAAUUGGAUAUUAUUGAUCACCAAAGGAUCAUGGAUGAUGAUAUCUUUGCCCCCCAAGGUUCAAAGCCGAUGAAAUGGAUAUGCUCAGCCAGGAAUCCAACGACAUCCAGAAAAGAAGGGGAUGGGUUGCCUAAAGCAUUGUAUAAUGAGGAAUGGCUUGCAGGUUUGACCAAGUGUCAAGUUGAGGGGUUAUCAAUCUCAGAUGGAAGAUUUAAGUGGAUGAGAGUUGCGGUAGUGUAG
Molecule: messenger RNA, 2010 nt
Organism: Suillus paluster
Lineage: Eukaryota; Fungi; Basidiomycota; Agaricomycetes; Boletales; Suillaceae
Exons: 11
Coding region: 1-2010 (669 amino acids)
Source: RefSeq, a predicted model, not a curated record